AAGUUGUAAGGUUAGAAUUUUGUGUUUUUAUUUACCCGAUUAUACGAAAUGAUACAAAUCAGUGAAUCACCGUCCCAUUGUACUUAAUUCUUAGUCAAAAAUGGACAAGGGCAGAUUUUCUUUGUUGUUGCUCGAUCCUGGCGAGAUCUACUUCGAAGAUUUCAGCGGCACUUUCAUCCCUCAAGACGCAACUAGGAAAACUUAUGACGUCAAACGGCAAGAGGGACGGCUAAAAAUGUGCUCAAAGUCCUUAGUAUUUGAGCCAAAGGACUUUACUAAACCCCUAAUUAAAAUCCAUUUAAAAGACUGUGUUGUUAUUGAAGAGUGGAAAGGAAGUGCUAAGUUUAUUGAGAGCAAAAAUGCCUUGAGCAUCAGCUGUAAGGAGUACAUAGAGAUGCUCGAGAGCAACGUUAUUGCUCCAUAUCAGUUCAAAGAAAGCGCUAAUUUUCUAUUUGUUCUUAAUUAUGCCAACAUCAGCAACUGUUUGACAAUGAUUGCUCAACUACACAGAGCAAGCACUCUGCCUUCAGUUGAACAAUCCAACAUGAUUGCCGCCAUUGUCCACUCUAGACACUCUAGAGUAUCAUUUGAUCCACUUUGGUUGGACUUGUACGAGACAAUCAUGUUGGAAACUCAAGCCGAUAAAGUUUGUCCUUUGAAUAUCAAUCCGGGACGGUGCGUUUUGACCAAUAUGAGACUGUAUUUUCAGCCUUAUAACAAUGUAGAAGCGUAUUUGGUAUUGAAAAUUAAUUUAAAUAGCAUCAAACGCAUUGUUAAAAGGAGGUUUUUGUUGAGGCACAUUGGCCUAGAAAUUUACUCAUCAAACAGUACCGCUUCAAAUUUGCCCAUUUAUUUGUCGCUUCGUAAUCAAAAUGAAAGGGACAGUUUGUAUGAGGCCCUCUUGGACCAACCGGAACUCAAACUUGAUAAUUUGCAACAAGACGUUAUAACAUUGCAAUGGCAAAACGGCAUCAUAUCAAACUAUGAAUAUUUGCAAUAUAUCAAUAGCCUAGGUGACAGGACUGUCAACGAUUUGACGCAGUAUCCGGUAUUUCCCUGGAUAAUUUCCAAUUACAAAGGCGAAGAAUUGGACUUGAACGAUCCAAGCAACUUUAGGGAUUUGUCCAAGCCUGUGGGUGCUUGGAACGAUGACAGAUUGGCUAGACUUUUGGAAAGAUACAAUGAAAUGGCUGCCCCAAAAUUCAUCUACGGUUCGCACUAUUCCACUCCGGGUUUCGUCCUGUAUUACUUGGCCCGUUUAUACCCGCACUACGUGCUCUGUAUGCAGGGUGGACGUUUUGACCAUCCUGACAGGAUGUUCAAUUCCGUGGCGGACGCCUACAAAAACUGUUGCAACAACAUGUCGGAUUUCAAAGAGCUAAUUCCGGAAUUCUACGACACUGAGCAAGAAGGUCGGUUUUUGUUGAAUAGUAAGGGUAUAAAUUUUGGUUUGAGGCACAAUAAUGUCAAAGUAGGCGACGUUGAGCUCCCUCUAUGGGCCAACAGCCCUAAACAUUUUGUUGAAAUCUUAAAAUCUGCACUGGAAAGUGAUUUUGUUUCCAACAAUUUGCACCACUGGAUUGACUUGGUGUUUGGCUACAAGCAAAAAGGGGAUGAAGCAAUCAAGGCUAAUAAUUUGUUUUAUCAUUUGUGCUACGAAGGAAACGUAGAUUUGGAAUCCAUAAGCGACCCCAAUGAGCGACACGCCUUGGAAAUCCAAAUAAUGGAAUUCGGUCAAAUCCCCAAGCAAGUUUUCACCGUGCCUCAUCCCAAACGAAUCCAGCAACCUCAAAUUCUACCAGCAAAAACUUCACUGUCAAAUCAAUUCAAUUUGAAAACGACAUUCAACAGUCACAAAAACACUGUCAGUCACUUGAUUUUAAGUCAAGACAAAAUCACCUCAGUAGGCCAUGAUUCUAAACUAAAGGUGUUUUCGUUAGAACACAACCGUCAAACCAGGAGUGCCAACAUCGGAAAUAUGCCUUUGAGCAGUUGCGUGCAACUGCCAAACUCUAGCGUGCUUGUCAUUGGUUGCUGGGACAAUCAAAUGUUGCUAUACGAUAUGGACUAUGGCCGAGUGACAAUUGAUAUUUUGGCACACGAAGACGCCGUCACUUGUCUAACUUACGGCCAAAAAUGUCAGUUGCUGCUAUCAGGCAGUAGCGAUUGCAAUGUUAAAAUUUGGAAAGGUCUUGCCGAUAAUCCCAAGGAGCUGUUGCUUCACAAACACUUGGAUCAUAAUUCUGCAGUUUCCUGUAUUCGUUUUGAUCCAGAGGAGAAUUGUUUUGCAGUUGGCACCGAAGAUGGCGAAAUCUACAUUUGGCAAGUGCGCGAUUUUGGGCUUUUUAAAAAGUACAAUUUGGGUUCAAAGAUUAAUGCUUUGGAUUAUAGUCCGGAUGGGCAAAAGUUGGCAAUCGGUACGGAAAACGGGUCGUUUCAAGUGCUAGAAGUCAAUACAGGGAUGCCAGUUUUCAGUAAAACCCUUCAAUCAAACGUUUGCUCUUUGAAGUGGAGCGGGCAACUGCUUGUGAUUGGUUGCCAAAAUGGACUGUUGAGUCUCUGGGAUAUGUUUGAAGUUAGAUUAUUGUUAGAAAUAGAAGCACAUACAGGUGCUAUUUGUUGCGUUGCUAUCACAACGGAUAAGAGUCUUGUAGCAACAGGUAGUCAAGACAAGACAAUCAAAGUCUGGACAACUCAAUCUGACAGCAUUAUUUGACAUAAGGCUGAUAAAUGGUAUUUAAUUUAAUGGUGGAAGAUCUUAUGGUUUAAGUGCAAUAAUAAUAUUUUUUUUUAUAUAAUAAUAUACUAGUUUUGUGAUAUUUUUACUCUAAAAAAAUAAAUCUUUAUUUAUUGA
Molecule: messenger RNA, 2854 nt
Organism: Ceutorhynchus assimilis (cabbage seed weevil)
Lineage: Eukaryota; Metazoa; Arthropoda; Insecta; Coleoptera; Curculionidae
Source: the annotation of a GenBank genome assembly